Eruca vesicaria subsp. sativa (arugula) is the source of this 407-nucleotide messenger RNA. Lineage: Eukaryota; Viridiplantae; Streptophyta; Magnoliopsida; Brassicales; Brassicaceae. The record is from the annotation of a GenBank genome assembly.
AAAAAAGUAGAUAGCGAUGUCUAAGCUUCAAGCACUCUGGAACCACCCGGCAGGACCUAAGACAAUUCAUUUCUGGGCUCCAACUUUCAAAUGGGGUAUAAGCAUUGCUAACAUUGCAGAUUUCCAGAAACCCCCAGACAAUAUUUCAUACCUUCAACAAAUUGCUGUGUCAUGUACUGGAAUGAUUUGGUGUCGUUGUAGCACUGUAAUUACUCCUAAAAACUGGAACCUGUUCAGUGUUAAUGUUGCUAUGGCAGCGACAGGGAUACACCAACUUUCUCGCAAAAUAAAGUAUGAUUAUGUAACUGACGGAGUGGCUGCUGCCGAAAAUGAAUAAUGAUGAUGAAAAGUAAGCUUUUUGAUGAAAAGGUUCUUUCGUAAAUGUCGUGCAACGAGAUAUCUCUUUU